AUGUCCCCUCCAAAGCCCAGCACACCGGCCAAAGUCAAGUUCGGACCGCCAUCAUCUUUCAAAGCAACAGUAGUUCCAGCAUUUGCUCUCCCACCUGGCACCAAACGACCCUGCCUCUACCAAAUUUCCCAAUACCAAGCACCAGACCCUCCAAAAUCUCCCAGUCCAGAUCACGAUGAGCCCUCACUUCCAAAAGGCCCGCUGACUCUCCCCACAGCUACCGUCCAAAAAAUCAUCUCCGAGAUCCUAGCCACGCCCUCCCAGAAAGGCGAACAUGGGAAGCUCAGUGUAGCCUUCGCCCGCGACGCGAGAGAGCUUCUGAUCGAAUGCUGCGUCGAAUUCAUCACCCUCAUUUCAUCUGAGGCCAAUGAGAUUGCGGAGAAGGAGGCAAAGAAGACGAUUGCAAUUGAGCACAUUGAUAAGGCUUUGCGGGAUCUAGGGUUUCCGGAGUAUGUGAGGCCCGUGCUUGACAGCGCGGGGGACGCAAAGGAGAUGCUGAAGACAAGGGAGAAGAGGACGACGAAGCUGGAGCAGAGUGGGUUGACGCAAGAGGAGCUUUUGGAACAGCAGCAGGCGCUGUUCAGGUCUGCGAAUGAGAAGUACAACCAGGCGGACUGA
This is a messenger RNA of Bacidia gigantensis, 618 nucleotides long. RefSeq lists its product as uncharacterized. NCBI's taxonomy places the organism in Eukaryota, Fungi, Ascomycota, Lecanoromycetes, Lecanorales, Ramalinaceae. Gene Ontology annotation, molecular function: protein heterodimerization activity; general transcription initiation factor activity; TBP-class protein binding. Gene Ontology annotation, biological process: chromatin remodeling; positive regulation of transcription by RNA polymerase II; RNA polymerase II preinitiation complex assembly. Bases 1 to 618 code for a protein of 205 amino acids. The record is from RefSeq and is a predicted model, not a curated record. The transcript has 2 exons. Gene Ontology annotation, cellular component: negative cofactor 2 complex.